AUGCUCGCCCCCGUGGGCGCGGCGAAUCAGCACCCCAAGUGCGUCGACGACAGCGGCUUGUGCGGCCCCGAUUUUGGCGGCCGCGUCUGCGACGCCGGGCGGUACUGCGUCGGCGGGAUGUGCCGCGCGGACGAUAAGUGCGGCCCGGACCACGGGAACACGAUCUGCCCCGGGAACCGCGUCUGC
Molecule: messenger RNA, 186 nt
Organism: Micromonas pusilla CCMP1545
Lineage: Eukaryota; Viridiplantae; Chlorophyta; Mamiellophyceae; Mamiellales; Mamiellaceae
Exons: 2
Source: RefSeq, a predicted model, not a curated record